GCUGCCAAACUCGUUUCUAAAAAACCAAACCACACUACUUCCUCAAAAAAGCCUUCCACCAAAUCUGCCUCAUCCUCAAAAACUUCCAUUUUUCCCACACUGGCACAAACUUAUGUAAAAAAGUCAGUUGAUCAGUCCUUAAACCCACCUGCAACUUUAAACAUUUCCACUGACCCGCAUAGCACCUCUCUCCCUCCCACUCCUAACCACUCUGUAACCAAUACUCUACUUUCCUCUUCGGUGCAUCAAAUGGAAGUUGACCUCCCACCCUCUUCUUCAAAAGACCAUUCCUCACCUGAUCCACCCCUAGACCCUCUCUAAAACGGUCUAGAUCAUCCCCAACCUUUAACCCAACACCGUCACAAAAUCCUAACCCUUUUUUACAUAAAGAAUAUGACCCAGUCCUCUCCCUCACUUUCUUAUCUAAACCUUCCUCACAAAAAUUCCUAGCGUUAGAUUCAAACCCUUUUCAACCUCUCUCAUCCUCCUCUACUUCUCUUUUGUUACCUGAUUCCCAAAUUUCUAAUGGGGAUCCUUCUUCCCUCCCCCAAUGAGUGUAAAACUCUUUUUUUGGAACGUCUGUGGCCUAAAUGACCCGGAUAAGCAUCGGUCUUUUGUUAGCUGGCUUCAUUUUCAUAAACCCAUUUUUGGUGCUAUUCUAGAAACUCAUGUAAAAGAACUCUCCUUGUUGCCCCUUAAGAUAAAGCUCUGCCCUGGUUGGAAAUUUGCUUCAAACCACCACUCUGAUGAUGAUGGGAGGAUUAUACUAAUCUGGAAGGACCCGCUGAAGAUACAAAUAGUACAUCAAAGCAGUCAAAGCAUCACUUGUGCUAUGGAGAUUCCAAACUUACCUCCCUUCUUCUACACAGCAGUCUAUGCAUCAAACUUAACUGUAGACCGCUCUGACCUCUGGGCAAAACUCUUGUAUCUUCAUGAUUCUUUGAAUCUACAAAACUAUGGAUGGAUCGUAGGAGGUGAUUUCAACCAAAUCUUGAUGUCUUCGGAGCAUUCCUCUCAAUCAGUCAACGCCCAAGAUUACCAGAUGUACCAAUUUCAAGAUUGUUUAACACAAACUGGGCUCUUUGACUUGAGAUACAACGGUCCAAGCCAUACUUGGAAGAACAACCAACCUGACAUGCCUAUAGCUAAGAAGCUUGAUCGACUUCUCAUCAACUGUAAUACCAUCUCAGCCUUUCCCCAUGCCUCUGCAAACUUUCUCCCCCCAGACAUCUCUGACCACACCCCUUGCCUCCUAGACCUAGCCUACCAACUGCCUAAAGCGGGAACCCAGCCCUUUAAAUUCCAAAACUACCUAACUAAACACCCAGAGUUCACCAUGGUAAUACACGACGCUUGGACUCGAGCCGGAAGCAAUAGCUGGACUCUCACUCAACUUUGUUGGAAGCUAAAACUCAUCAAAACAAAUUUGAAAAUCCUAAACCGAGACAACUUCUCUAAAAUUCAAGAGAGGGUCACAGAAACUUACAAUCUGUUACAAACUGCGCAGGUACACUCGCUUCAGGCACCAAGUCAACAAUUGUUCUUGGAGGAGAAAGAGCUUCAUGAUCGCUGGAUGUUCCUGAGGCAAAUAGAGGAAUGCUUUUUCCGUCAAAAGUCAAGGAUCAAUUGGUUAACAGAGGGAGAUUUGAAUACAACUUACUUUCAUCGCAUCUGUCAGGUCCAAGCUAGCUACAAUGCAAUCAGAUCAUUUAUCACCGAGUCGGGCAUUCAAAUCACGGACCCUCAGGAAAUGAGUAACCUUGCUAUUGCCCAUUUCCAAUCUGUCUUGGGGCCACUUAAUUACAGACCACCCUGCAUUGCCUCCCAUCCAUCUUGGUUCGCGCUCCUCACCAAUUUCAGAGUCACAUCACUGCAAUCUACUCAAAUGCAGUUAAUUCCAACUGCCUUGGAGAUUAGGAAACAGUUUUUCAAACUUAAUCAGAACAAGGCUCCGUUUCCUGAUGGACUUACCUCCGGUUUCUUCAAAGCCAGCUGGGACAUACUAGGAGAAGAGGUUGUGCACUCAAUUCAACAUUUCUUUGCCUCCUCUUUUCUGCCUGCUGCCACCAAUGCCACCAUCCUCUCUCUCAUCCCAAAAUUCCCAGGAGCAAGCAAAAUCACAGACUUCCGGCCGAUAUCCUGUCUCAACACAGUUUAUAAAGUCUUGUCAAGAUUACUGGUAGCUCGACUAAAGCCCUUUCUGCCUGAUCUAAUUCUACCUAGCCAGACUGCGUUUGUCAAGGAUAGGUUGCUGGUUGAGAACACUACUCUUGCCAGUGAGCUUAUUCAUGGAUAUCACAAGAAUAAAGGGUCAAAAAGAAUUGCCAUAAAGGUCGAUAUUGCUAAGGCAUUUGACAUUCUAUCUUGGGAAUUCCUUCUCUCUAGUUUAGAGGCUAUAGAAGUACCGCAAAGAUUCAUCUCCUGGAUAAAAGCCUGCAUAUGCACAACUAAGUUUACGGUGGGUUACAAUGGGGUGGUUAAUGGCUAUUUCAAAGGCAAGAGAGGGCUCAGACAGGGAGACCCGCUGUCGCCCUAUCUCUUUGUAAUCGCCAUGAAUUACCUAUCUAUGAUGUUGAAUGAAGCAGCUCGAAAUGAAAAGAUCAAGUAUCAUAACAGAUGCGACAGAAUGAAGCUUACCCAUCUAUCAUUUGCUGAUGAUCUUCUAAUCUUCAUAGAUGGGUCUUUGAGUUCUGUUCAGAAUGUACUUCAAGUUCUGAGAGAAUUUGAGCACAGGUCUGGGCUCGCGGUCAGCUUCCAGAAGACAAGCUUUUAUGCUUCGGGUUUAUCAGAGGAAGAGCUGAGCACAAUCCAAGCCUCUACUGGUAUGCACCAUGGCUCCCUCCCUUUCCGUUAUCUCGGGGUCCCUUUGAACUCAAGAAAGCUGUCCAUAGUGAACUGUGAACCUCUACUACAUCAAGUGAAGACCCGCUUCUCUUCAUGGUCUGUGAAAUCUCUGUCAUUUGCUGGAAGACUGCUCCUUAUCAAGACGGUAAUUGCUGGGAUCACAACAUUCUGGUGCUCUGCCUUCAUACUUCCCAAAGCCUGCAUCAACAAAAUAAACUCAAUGUGUAGCUUCUUCCUAUGGAAAGGGAAUUUAGAAGGUCACCACUCAGCAAAGGUAGCCUGGGAGACAGUAACUCUAACAAAAGCACAAGGAGGGUUAGGAAUAAAAGACUUACAUGUAUGGAAUAAGUCUUGCUCAUUGCGACUGAUUUGGAUAAUCAUCUUUAGAGAGGACUCAGUAUGGGCGGCUUGGUUCAAGGAGGUAGUUCUUAAAGGUUCGCUGCAAAAUUAUUGGACGGUGAAACCAAGCCAAAAAAACUCCUGGCUAGUGAACAAACUGAUCAAGAUGAGAACAAAGGUCUUCCCUCUGAUCAAGAUGCGAAUAGAAAAUGGAAGAACGGCUCGCUUCUGGCUGGAUAACUGGGCGCCAACAAGCUCCCUAACCCUGUCGCAGACUCUCCCUGGAGGCCGCUUCGGCAUACCACUAAGUGCUACAGUUGCAUCACUGCGAAGAAAUGGGAGUUGGCGCCUUCCUCCAGCAAGAUCAGAGGUAAUGCUCGAGCUCUAUGCCUACAUGACUAUGAUUGAGCUAACUGAACGCGAGGAUUACUAUGAAUGGGAGAUUCAAGGAGCAACGACCAUAAAGUUCAGCACUGGAGCGAUCUACACCAACUUGCGAGGUACAAUACCGGACCAAUCUUGGACUAAAACUAUUUGGAUCCCAAGAGCAAUACCAAGGCACUCAUUCCACUCGUGGCUCGUGACUCUAAACCAAUGCCCCACAAGAGAUAGAAUGAUACAAUGGGGACUUCAAAUCGAUCCUACUUGCCUCCUCUGUAACUUGACUGCUGAAUCAAGAGACCAUCUUUACUUUGUCUGCCCCUACAGCUUUGGUCUCUGGACAUUGGUUGCCUCUCAAUGCCGAAUUCGACCGCAAAGAACUUGGGAAAGUACGAUCACUCAAAUGGAGAUGCUGUCAAUCCAGAAACCAUAUCGCCUCCUUACACUUCUCUCUUGGCAAGCUACUAUGUACUGGUUGUGGAAAGAGAGAAACGAUCGUCACCAUAACAACAUCUUCAGAACGGUUGACUCGAUCUUCUCCCAGCUAGACCGUCAGAUCAGAAACAAGAUCCAGAGCUUCAGGAAAUCAAACCCUACUCUAGCUUCGAAGAUGAUGCAGCGCUGGUUUGAUACCACUGGGACUUCUCCUCCCUCGUAACCAUCUGCUCUUCUUUUUCAUAUUCCAUUAAACUGCCAUCGACUCACGACCAGGGAGUUCUGAUGGGCUUCAAAACAUGAGAGUUCAUAUUUGAGUUUGUAGGGCCUUUUUGUACUGGGCAUUUGCCUCAAAACACUAGUCUUGGGCUUGUAAUAUUUUCUGUUUUAGUAUAAAUGAAAGCCAGUUUACAAAAAAAAAAAAAAAAAUCGUAAUAAAAAUGGAUAUUUAUUUCAUAUUCAAGAAAUCAUAUAUUUAAGGAAUAUAUAUUUUAAAAUAAAUAUAAAAAUAGAUAUGAUCAUACGAAGAAGAAUGCAAAAGAGAUAAUGAUGAAAGAAACCCUCUGUUCCUCUCUCCCCCCCCCCCUUCAUUAAUACUCUCUAUCCUUUCUACCAUCAUCAUUGGCUUUCUCCUGCUCCUUCACCGCCUUCAUCCUCCUACUCUACUCCCUUGCUGCCGCUUUCCUCCUACUCUGCUGUAAUCGUUUCCGGCGGUUGGGUCUUCCUCUGGGACGUCUCCGGCUUCCUCUCAUAGGCGAGACUCUUCAGCUGAUCGGAGCUUACACGACUGAGAAUCCUGAGCCUUUCAUUGAUGAGAUUGUUUACUCGUAAGGUUCGGUUUUCAUGAUGCAUAUAUUUGGUGAAUUGACGUUCUUCUCAGAUGACGCAGAAGAACCAGUUAGUUCUUCAACAAAGGAAAGCUUUUCGAGUGUUCUUAUCUUGUCUCCCAUCAAAUUCUAAGAACCUAGUCAUUCUGUAUUCUAUUUGUCAUCACUCAACUAUCGGUCCUCCUCAUCAUUCAUGGACUCCUCCUCUUCCCUCUUGGGUUAAAUGUAAUUUAGCUUACUCAUGGGAUAAGAAAGCAAAGAUAGUUGGUGUUUCUUGGCUGCUAAGAAACCAUGACAGAAAAGUUCUUCUUCAUAGUCGACAUGUUUUUGCUCAGAUUGAUAGUCUUGAUAUUGCAAAACUCCAAUUCCUUAUAUAUUAAAAGAGAAUCAUUGUAAUAAAUGUGUUCAUAUUAAACUGGACACAUGUCACGUGUAUAAGCAUAUUAAUAAAUACGUUUACACUAAAAUAGACACGUGUCACAUGUAGAGAGUUUCUCAGCCAAACUUUACAUAAAUAUGUUCACACUAUGUACUUUACGUUUUUUUUAAUAUAAAACUCAAAUGCAUGGUUCUUCUUUAUAUUAUUUUUAUUGUUGAUGAAUAGAGUCGAACAAAUUAUUCAUAAAUUUUUAUUCGAUUUGUUAUCCGUUUUGACUCGAACCGAAAAAAUCUGGAUAUCAGUUACUCUACGAAGCAAAUCAAAUACUAAAAUGCAAUAUCCGUAAAAAAAAAAAGCUAAUCACAAAUAUCAAUAUUUAUAGGAACAUAUAUCCAAUUUGAUCCGUUAUAACUUAUAUGUAUAUAUAUACAUAUAUUUAAAGAAUUAUAUAUAAGUUAUAUAUUAUAUUUUAUAUAAUUUUUGCAAUAUCUUUGUUUUUAAAUAAUUUCAUUUUAAGAAUUUUAUUUUUCAUUUAUUAUUUUGAAAAAAUGUCAUUUAAUAUUAAUUAACAAUAUCUUUAUAUAUUUAUUCAACCAUCUUUAUAUACUUUUACAUACACAUACAUGUGCAUUGACAUGAGCACCUUAUAACUAAGAAUUUAGCACAACUGAAAUAUCUAAUUUUUUGAAAAUUAAAAUAUUUUUAAUGCUUCUUUCACUAUCGACCAAAUUGUAGUAAAAUGAUUUGUUUUAAUAAUUUUAUAUUCUUUUUUUAACUAAUAUCUAAGAUUCAUAACAUGAAAACAAAAAAAAAUAAUAGUAAUUUUUGAUUAUCACAGGAAAAAAAAACCAAAAAUCAAAAACAUCAAACAUUUUAACCGAACAAGCCAAUUAAAUAUUAAUUUAAAAUAAUAGUUAUAUUUUAGGAGAUUAAAAACCAAAUAACAACCUAAAACUGAACUGAUAUCCAUAUUAAUAGAUUAAUGUCUCCUUAUUGAAAAAUAACAAAACUAAUAAUCACAUUCCGCGCAAGGCGCGGAUUAUUACCUAGUUUUUCAGUAUUACAAAGAAAAUUUCCACCUAAUCGUUUAUGGAAGUAACAUUAGGACAUUUUCUAUAUGCGUUUAGUAUUUCACUCUGAAGUCAAUAUUGUAUUUAAUCAUCAAUACAAUACUAAAAGGGGAAUAAGGGCUCCCCUCAUGCUUCCACGUCCUCACAAAUAAUCAACCAAUAGGAAACCAGAAAUGCGCCACGUCAUACAUUUGUUUUCUCGACAAAGAAUACAUCUAAUUUGGGCUGAACAAAAUUGAAAGUGGCCCUGUAAAGAACAGCCCAUCUCUUUCUCGAACAUGUUACCCUUCUACUCCGACUCUUCCAAUUCACUAUGUAACUACCCCUUUCGUGUUUCAAAAAAAAAAACUACCCUUUCAUAUUCUUUCUCUCUCCCGAGUCAUCUCCUUCUGAAACUCGAUCUGAUCACUGAGAAUCUACGACGACGAAGAAGGUGGAGGACGACGAGGAAGAAUGAGAAUCUCAGGCUACGUAAUCGUUGAUUUAUCUGUAACUGUAUUCUAUUGCGUCGAUCGUAGUGUUCACGCGUGUCCCGUCGUCCUCAUCCUCUCCAACAACGAUCUCAACAGCGGCGGCGACGAUCCCGGAGUCGGAGACUCCUCUAACUUCGAGGAAUUCGGCGAAUCCGAACCCAAAUCCGAAGAGGAGCUCGAUCCCGGCUCGUGGCGACGGAACUUUCAAUAGGUUGAUGGAGGAAGCAUUGGAGGAGAUAGAGGCGGCUUAUUCAGCCGGAGAUCCACACUCGCAGUCGCUGAUGGGCUUCGUCUACGGGACGGUGAUGAUAAGGGAGAAGAGCAAAAGCAAAUCCUUCUUUCGCCAUAACUUUGCUGCUGAAGGUUGUCUCUUUCUUAAUGCAACUUCUGGGUCACACUUCUACUUUGACGAUGAGGUGAUAGCAAGUCAAACUUUAUUUGAUGAGUAAGGCCCUUCAUUGUAGUGCAUAGGACAUAACAUGUUCUCAUAUGUCUUUCUAAUGCUCUCCUUACAUCCCACUUACCAGGUUGUGUGCCACAAUCGUAAGUGACUCCACCAGUGGUACCGAAUACGGUGGAGUCCAGAAGCUGGAGACAGUUUCAUUAGCGGAGUUGAACGCCUACGUUCUAACCUCACUCCACAAGUACGUUUUCUGAUUUAACAUCUACUCAAGCGUUCUAAUAUUCAGGACAUUAAACCCAUAUAACUCACUUAAACACAAAAUAUUGAGUUCAUAUUCAGGACAAUGUCUCCUCCUGCACAUGCACUAUAUGUUUUAACGCAAGUGCUGUUGGAGUUGUGAGGUUGUUUCCUAAAUAUUAUCUUAAACCUCCAAACUUUUCAAAAAUCUUUUGACUUUUUUUACUCACCAAUUUGUUAACAUUCAAAGUUUGAUGCUUUUAAAGAUAACGUGUUGAGAUGAUGGUGGCAAAUGGAGAAGAAUCGCUGUCUUUGUUGCCUUCGACACAGCUAUCACUAAGCUCACCUAUGCCAGGGCCACAGAGGUUUCCAACCCUAUUGUGAGUGACAUCGACAUACUCCGAGCAUCAACUAAAUUUUGAUGUAAGUUAAUAAAAAUUUGUUGACAUGGAUUUUGCUUUACUUCAGGGUUAUGGUGAGCAAGACCCAGCAGAAUAUAGCCUCCCUUACUUUCUCCAAGACAUUGUUCUGAAGAGCUACAUUUCAUCUCAAGCUUACAGAGUUAAUUUUUCUUUCCUCCAUGAGUUAUUUACUGUCGCAAGAAUCUUUGACCCCAAUCAGAGAAACCCAGGCCCUCCUUUGCACUGCAUGUAACUCAUAGAAAAUUCUCGCCACUUGGGUCUCAUUAAACAGCAAACUACUUACAAAUUUAACUGUUUGUCUAAAGGGUGAGGGCAACAAUCGUGGUGACAAUAUCUCUGGAGAAAAUUGUGCUUUUUGCAAGUACCCUGUCGGUGACUCCUUCUCAAAGGACACUCAUCUUCCUGAAGCUAAUGACCAGACCAUUGGACCUGCAAGUGUUGUGCAAGAAGCGUCAAACACCUACCAGGUGGAGUCCAAUAGUGAGAAUGUUGAUGAUCCACAGGACCACCACAAAGAAGGCCCGCAAAGCUUAGUUUUCACCAUGGAGCGGAAUAGAGGAACAAAUGUUUCUCCCAUGCAUAUCGUCAAGGCACUCACAUUAUGUUUUUUCCAAAUAAUAGUUAUGACACUAAGUCCACCAUGAAGUUAAACAUUUUGCGUUUAUGAUAUAGAACAUAUUUCAAAUUUUCAGUAACUUUAAAUAAUGUCUACUCUAAGAUUUUAUUAAAAAUUUAUAGUCAUUAUAUCAAACAAUUAAUAAGAGGAGGAUAUAAACCUUAGAUAGAGUGUUCACGUAGGCGAAAAUAAUCGGCCAAUGAGAAACUAUAUUUUUGUCAUGUCACCUACUCUAUUUGUUUUUGCAAAAUGAUCUUUUAUCUUUUUACUUAAACAAUUAUAAUCAAAAAUAUAUUUUUAGUGAAAUAUAUUAUUUAUAUAAAUAUAAUUCAUUAUUUAUUUACAUAAUAGUUUGUAAGGAAAUAUUUAGUGUAAAUAAUAUCAUAAUUAUAAGAUACUAAAAUAAAUUGGGUUGGUUUUUAACUUUCACAAAUAAAAAGCAUUAUUUGUAAACUUAGAAAAAAAUAUAUCAAGAAUAUUCUUUUUCAGAAGUGAAAAUAGAAAAUUACAUCGGAGACAAAUCCAUCUCUAUUAUGUAAUUCCUCUAUUUUAGAGAAAAAAUAGAGGAAUACAUUGGAGAUGGUUUAAGGCAUGGCCGACGUAAAAGAUCGACGUUGAGGUUUCAGCUUUUUUGAUUCUUACUAUUCUAAUAUUUCAAUAUAAUUUGAAUAUUUCCGUUGCUUUAUAAUAUAAUGGUUUAAACGUAAUUUUUAUUUCACUAUAUAAAUUGUUUUUAUAUUUCAGUGUAACUUUAUACUUAUCGGAUAUUGUGUAGCCAAUUAAAUUUUAUAAAUUACUGUGUAAUUGAUUAAAUCUAUAUAUUAAAUAACAGUUUUCUAAAGUAAUAACUUUUAAAUAUUACAGAUUUUAACUAAAACUAGAGGAUAUAAGCCUCAGAUAGAUUGUCCACGUAUGCGAAAAAAAUCGGUCAGUGAGAAACUAUAUUUUUGCCAUGUCACCUCCUCUAUUUGUUUUUACAAAAUGAUCCUUUAACUUUUUAUUUAAACAAUUAUAACGGAAAGUAUUUUUUUGUGUAAUAUAUUAUUUAAAUAAAUAUAAUUAUAUCUUUUUUUACUUACAUAGUAGUUUGAAAAGAAAUAUUUAGUGUAAAUAAUAUCAUAAUUUUAUAAAAUACCAAAAUAAAUUGGGCUGUUUUUCAACUUUCACAAAUAAAAAAUAUUAUUUGUAAACUUAGAAAAUAAUAUAUCAAGAAUAUUCCUUUUUAGGAGAGAAAAUAGAAAAAUACACCGGAGAAAAAUCCAAUGAAAUUCUUCUAUUUUAGAGAAAAAAAUAGAGGAAUACAUUGGAGAUGGUCUAAGGCAUGGCCGACGUAAAUGAUCGACAUUUAGAUUUCAGCUUUUCUGAUUCUUACUAUUCUAAUAUUUCAAUAUAAUUUGAAUAUUCCCUUUGUUUUAUAAUAUAAUGGUUUAAAAGUAAUUUUUGUUUCACUAUAUAAAUUUUUUUUAUAUUUCAAUGUGACUUUAUAUUUAUUAGUUAUUGUGUGGUCAAUUAAAUUAUGUAAAUUACUGUGUAAUUGAUUAAAUUUAUAUAUUAAAUGACAGUUUUAUAAAGUAAUAACUUUUAUAUAUUACAUAUUUCAAUUAAAAUUUAUUACAUUUUGAACCAAAUAGAGUAAUAUAUAAACUAACUCUAUAUUGAUAUGAGGACAAAAUUGUAAAGUGGUCCCGCCUUGAAUUUCUCUCAUUCUUUGCAUUGCUAAUUGGAAGGAGAUAAUCACCAUCUAAUAUUAUGUUACUUUCACUAUAUUAGAAAUGGCCGAACCGUAAACCAAUUAAGGAUGAUGACAUAAAGAUGUAUUUCCAGUUAUCACAAAUAUAGAAUCAAUUGACAACAACUUAAUUAUCUCCAGCGUAGGACAACAAAGAAGAGUUUACAUAUUCUAAUAUUAUAAUAUAUCACUAUAUUAGUAGCUAAAUCAGUUUUCUCUAGCACAAAUACUCACUCCAUUCUUGGAGUUUAAGCCGUUCUAUCUGAUGAUAUUAGUAGUUUGAUCCAAACAAAAAAAAACAGUCAAACUGUACAUUGUAAUUGGAGAAAGAAAACAAACAAAAA
This is a messenger RNA of Brassica rapa (field mustard), 10499 nucleotides long. RefSeq lists its product as uncharacterized. Gene Ontology annotation, molecular function: catalytic activity. Lineage: Eukaryota; Viridiplantae; Streptophyta; Magnoliopsida; Brassicales; Brassicaceae. The record is from RefSeq and is a predicted model, not a curated record.